Myotis lucifugus (little brown bat) is the source of this 1639-nucleotide messenger RNA. It is a transcript of the gene CMTM3, whose product is annotated as CKLF like MARVEL transmembrane domain containing 3. Bases 1 to 594 code for a protein of 197 amino acids. Lineage: Eukaryota; Metazoa; Chordata; Mammalia; Chiroptera; Vespertilionidae. The transcript has 6 exons. Gene Ontology annotation, cellular component: membrane. The record is from RefSeq and is a predicted model, not a curated record.
AUGUGGCCCCCAGACCCGGACCCCGAGCCGGACCCGAGCCCGCCCGCCGCCAAGCUCCGCACCCCGGACGGCCCCGCUGAAAACCAGCGCCCGGGGCAGAGGCGAGGCGGGGCCCGAACCCGCGCUCUCCCCGGCCCUCCACGCGCGCGUGCAAAGCUGGGGGUGGCCAAGGUCUCCAGCCUCCAGGCCUGGGGUCUCUCCUUCAUCAUCUUUGUCUGCUACGUGGCGUCCACAGCGUCCGCCUUCCUCACCGCGCCCCUCCUGGAGUUCCUGCUGGCCCUCUUCUUCCUCUUUGCUGAUGCCAUGCAGUUGAAUGACAAGUGGCAGGGCUUGUGCUGGCCCAUGAUGGACUUCCUACGCUGUGUCACAGCGGCCCUCAUCUACUUUGCCAUCUCCAUCACAGCUGUCGCUAAAUACUCCGAUGGGGCUGCCAAAGCAGCCGGGGUGUUUGGCUUCUUUGCCACCAUCGUAUUUGCCAUUGACUUCUACCUGAUCUUCAACGACGUGGCCAAAUUCCUCAAACAAGAGGGCUCUGCAGACGAGACCACAGCCAACAAGGAGGAAGAAGAGGAUUCCGACUCUGACUCCGACUGAAGGGCUGCCCGGCCCUGGCAGCCCGAGCCACGCGGGCCUUCCCUCCUGCACUUCUCACCGGCUGGCUGGCCGGCCGGAGCGAGGCCUGGGGACCGGGAGUGUUGGAGGAAGGCUGCCACUUCUCCAGAGGAGCAGGCCUCCUCGCAGCCCCAAGGUGACGUUUCUGAGCCUAUCUAACCGCUCUGCACAGGAGGGCAUCGUGAAUGUUCCGCCACUCCUCGUUUCUGUCCCACAGACCUUAAGCCCUUUGACCUCCCUACCGAAAAUAAGCACAAAGGGACAAAGCAAAUAGAGCCAUUUGACCCCUGUCACAGGGAUCUGCAUGCCAAGGGGGGUGGAUAGAGGUAACGGGACGACGGAAGUAAGGCAGAAACCACCAGCCCCCCAGCCCCAGGGACCUUCGUCUGCAUUUGGUGCCCCUGCCCAUGCCAGGCACUUUGUCGAGAAUGAUCCUUCCAAGGUUCUUUGGUUCAAGGAGCACCACUUCCUUCAUUCUGUAAGCAGGGAGGAAGCUGGCCUUUGCCAUGCCUUUAACUGCCUCCUCGCACCCCUGGAAACUGUGACUCCUUCAGGGGACAGGACUAUUGUGGGUCUAAGACCAUUUCAAAGAAAAGCUCGUAAAGUAGCUUACCAGGUCCAAAAGAUCAGGGGACCACAGGAAGGGACAGCGUCCUGGGUCGCUGGGCAGACUCAGCCGGAGCCGCUCUGCCCCAGGGUCCGCCAGCAGCCACAGGCUCUUGGACGCUCGGGACCAUGUGCUUCUAGACACCAGAGCAGGUCUCCCGACCACUCACAAGAGGUGAGACGUGCCUUCUGUGUUCUCCUGUGCUGUGUAUAUAUCUUCAAUGGAUUUUGUAACUUUAUAUAAUUUUUUUAUACAAAAGCAGCUUCUUAAAUAGCAUUUCCUGUGACCAAGAGGCCUUACGAAAUGAGCCAGAGUUCUGGACCCAUUUGGGAGCAUUUGUAACUUUCGUUCUUCUCUUGCAUGUGAAUCUCCUCCCCUGAAAAAAAGCCAUAAUGAAUUAAACCAGACUGACUACCUGCA